Paramecium octaurelia is the source of this 1435-nucleotide messenger RNA. The record is from the annotation of a GenBank genome assembly. Lineage: Eukaryota; Ciliophora; Oligohymenophorea; Peniculida; Parameciidae.
AUGAUAUAAGAUGAAGUAGUUGAAAUGAAAUGCAUUAAAAAUGAUCAUAAGGGUUGUUAAAUCGUUGCUGUUGACCUUUCAGAAGAAUUAAAUUAAUAAAAUCAUCACAAGAAAUAUUAUUGUGUUAAAUGUUUAAUUGAAAAAAUUGGUAUACAAAAGAUUGUUCAAUAUGAUGAUGAAACACAAAAUAAGGCUAAAUCUGAAGAGUUAAGAAAGAAUGCAGUUUAACAAUAUUAAUAAAUGUUAGAGAAAAAUUAAAAACUAAUAUUAGCAGUCAAAUCAAUAGAGCAAAUUGGUUUAACACAAUUUGAAGAUUUAAAGAAAUAGUUAGAAAUACAAAUUAAUAAUUAAUAGGAAAAAUUGAAAUAAAUUAUAGAAGUUACCACUACAAACCAAGAUCUAGAGCUUGUUUCAGGUUUUUAUUAAGAGGAUGGUGGGCUUGCAAGACAUUCCCCAAUAAUAGAUUAUACUAAAAUUACCGAUUCCAUAAUCUAAUUAUAAACAUUAUUAUCAUAAUUAGAAAAUUUUGAAAAAUUAAAAGAAGCAGACCAAGAGAUAAUGACAUUUGAAUCGCAAUGCUAAAAUGAUUUACUUAUUGAUGAAAAAAUAAAAGUAAGUAUAUAAUUUACUUUAGAAAACACCAGCUUUAAAUUUUCCGUGUGAAAAUCAUAAAAUGGAGAUUAUUAUGUUUAAUUUAAAUCAAACAGAUUUAGAAUAAACAAACCCUUUUUUGUGUGUUGAAUGCACAUAAGAUCUUAUAACAAGAGGUAAUAAGGCUGUUGCUAAUACGAUAUCAUUGAAGAAGGCUGAUGAAAAAUGGAAUGAAUACAUUAAAGAUUAAACUGAAAAAAGAUUAUAAAGGUAAUCAAUACUUUAUUUGGCUAUUGGAUUCAUUACUAAAUUAAAAGAAAAGUAUAAUUAAGAAUUGAAUAAGAUGAUUUAAUCCUUCGAUGACCAAUUAAAUAAAUCCCCUAAAGAAUAUGAAUAAUUAAUAAAGUUGAAAAACACUCGAUUCUUGAAGUAAGAUAAACAAAGCCUUCAUGAAAUUAUUAAAAUUCUUAGUUAGAAUGAGUAAUCAAAAAAAUAAGAAUAAAUUCCAAAUUAAGAAGAUUCGUAAUUGCUCAAUAAUUAAAAAAAAGUAUUAGGAGAAUUAAUUAAAGAAAACUUAAUCAGCUCUAGAACCAUCAUUUAUGAAUAUUAAUUUAUUUUGGAAAAUUUUUCAUCAACAAUUAUCUAUAAAAAAUAUUCUUCAUUUUAUUUGUGUUCUAAAGAAUAAUUAUUGUGUAAGUUUAUUCUCGUCUAAUAAAUGAUUUUCUUAAAUACUUUAUGGACACAUAUAUAAAAAAUUCACAAAAUUAAAAAAAUAGAAAAACUAAAUUAUAAGUUCUAAUAUGACAGAAUUGCAAAAUCACCAUAAAAACUGCUUUCUAUUUGA